AUGUUAAUAUUGUUAAGUAACACUCUUGGUAAUUUAAGUAAGAAGGUUGAAUCUAGAAUUGGUAAGAACAGAAUUAAUUUUAAGCCUUAUACUGCUAAACAAUUGUCUGAGAUUACUACUAAUUCUAAUAGAAAGGUGGUUGAUUUUUUAUCUAAGAAAGUGGCUGCUACUAGUGGUGACAUUAGAAUGCUUAAUAGAUAUUUGAAAGAAAGUGGUUCAAAUAUUAAAGAAAUUUCAUCAAAUAUUAAGUUGAAUAGUGAAACUCUUUUACAAAAAUUUGUUAAAAAUUUAAUAUUUGAUGAAAAGGUUAUUUUAGUGAGUUUAUUAGAAAGUAGUUCUAUAACUGUUACAGAUGGUUAUAAUGAAUAUAAGCAAUUUUGUAAGUUAUCUGGGAUGAAAUUUACUGAUUUUAUGAAGUUUUAUGAUCUUGUUUCCCACUUGGUUGAUAUUGGUAUUUAUAAGUAUCUUAAAAACAAAACAGUUGUUAUUUCAUCAUUUUAUAGAGAAGAAAUUGAAAAUGUUUUAGAAACUGAUAAGAUUUAUGUAGAUUUAAUAAAAAAACAAAAUAAUAAAAAAAUUAACCCUUAA
Messenger RNA from Hepatospora eriocheir, 588 nucleotides. The record is from the annotation of a GenBank genome assembly. Lineage: Eukaryota; Fungi; Microsporidia; Hepatosporidae.